CUGAGCAUAACCCAUUCCUUGGAUUAGAUGCAAUCCGCGACGCACGUCCCGUCGACGAGGAGGACGACGACAUGCCAGACCUUGAGUCCGACUCAUAUUCGGACGACGGUGACGAAACUUCGUCCACCGUAAGCGACUCUGCCACCAGCCGCGAGGAGAAUGAUGAGGAGGAACGCUUCUGGGCAGAGGAGCAGGUCCGCAGGGACUUCGAAGACGCUCCACGUCCGCUGCAGGCCACGGCCGAUCAGCCUCCAGUGCUGAACGUCGCGGCGCUGCGUUUUUUGCACUUCGUGCGGGAGGUGAACGGGCGCAUUGGCAUGGCCAACGCUGAUGUCAACCGGCUGCUGCAGUUGUUCAUGCACCCCGAGAUGGCCCAGCGUGUGCUCUCUGAGUACACCAAUGUCCGCGAGAUGGAAGCAUUCGAGCUGGAGCAACUCGAUGGCCUCGGGCGCGGAUGGUCCACUGUCACUUUCCAGGUCGAGGGCCAGCCGCCGCAGACCAUGCACCUCCGCGACGCCUCGCAAGCGUUUGCUGACAUCUACGGCAAUCCGAACAAUGCGGAGGGCUUCAUGCUUCGGCCACGGAUUGACAGCGACCCUGCCACUGGACAGCGGCAGUUUUCCACCCCAGACACGGGCACAUGGUGGCACGACGCUCAG
This is a messenger RNA of Closterium sp. NIES-67, 659 nucleotides long. NCBI's taxonomy places the organism in Eukaryota, Viridiplantae, Streptophyta, Zygnematophyceae, Desmidiales, Closteriaceae. The record is from the annotation of a GenBank genome assembly.